This is a messenger RNA of Chlamydomonas reinhardtii, 15890 nucleotides long. RefSeq lists its product as uncharacterized. The record is from RefSeq and is a predicted model, not a curated record. The coding region runs from base 172 to 13662 and encodes 4496 amino acids. Lineage: Eukaryota; Viridiplantae; Chlorophyta; Chlorophyceae; Chlamydomonadales; Chlamydomonadaceae. Gene Ontology annotation, molecular function: protein tyrosine kinase activity; ATP binding. Gene Ontology annotation, biological process: protein phosphorylation. The transcript is spliced from 21 exons.
AUCGCAGACUCUCUGCAUAGCCCACGAGUCUUUACACAAAGGGUGCAGCCGUCAUGGCAACACGCGCCAACUCUCGUUGCACGUCACCUCCGUGGCGAUCAGCGCGCGCGGCUGCCUGAGGUCGUUUGAGGCCGCUCUAUCACAGCGCUUUCAUCAGCAGCAAGUGCAGCAAUGGGGGCGUGCCUGGGUCGCCCGGCCGCGGCCGAGCAUGGCGAAGUGCUGGCGGCGACUGGCGCUCAGGAGCGCCGCGGCGCCGGAUCUACUGCUGCAGCUUCAGUGAUUGGGUCGGCAAUAAGGCAGGAUGUGUUCGUGGCAGAAGGCGCUACUGGCGGUGCAGCGGCUGCUGAGGGCCGCGGCGCCGGCCUCGCGCUGGCAGCCGAGCCGGCCGCAGCAGCCGCGGAUACAGCACCCGCAGGCCGCGGCAGCGGCAGCGGCCGUGCAAGCGGGGACGUCAGCACCCGCGGCCGCACGUCCGGUGAAGGCAGCAGUCCCGACCUGUCGCGCAUCCAGUCGGCCGACAGUCCCUUCCACAUUCUGCUCCCGCGCCACAGCCCCGAGUAUGCGGCCGCCGCAGCUGCUCUUGCUGCGGCCGCACCCACAACAGCGGAUUCUUUAUCCACAGAGGUGACACUACUUGACCCCAAACGUACGCUGAGGGCGGCUGCGGCUGCGAGGCGCUCCCUGUCGCCAGGCAGGAAUCCGCGCCGCUCGGCGGAGCCGCCAUUAACAGGCGGGGCCGCGGCGCGGCGGCCGCCGUUACGCGCAGGGUCGUUCAGCAGCCAGGGCAGCCGUGGCGUGCACCGCGGCGGCACAAGCGGCCUGAACAGCGGCGGCGGCAGCGGCACCACAGGCGGCAAUAGCACCGGCCGCGUGCUCCGGUACAGCCUGGAGGGCAGCGGCCAUGGCGGCGGGCGGCACGGCAGCAACCCGGCAUCAGCCGCGCUGCUGUCGCCAUCGGGCAUGUCGUGCUCCUCCUCUACCUCCAACAUCAUCGUGUCCAUAGGCCCCACCGUGGCAGUCGGCAUGCCGAUAACUCAGCUGCAGCAGCAGGCGCAGCUGCAGCAGCUGCAGCAGCAGGCGCAGCUGCACCAGCUGCAGCUGCACCAUCAGCAACUCCUUUUGGCCCUGCCGGGCCCCAGCAGCACCGGGGCGGGCCCCAGCGCCGGGGCUGUGAUGUCGAGCGAAGCGGGCGGCAUGAUGACUACCGGUGCGGGAUCCGGUGCUGGCGUCACGUCUGGCGGCAGCGGCCUCAGCGGCAGCAGCGCCGCCGUUGGGGGAAUCGACUCCGGCCAGUCCACUAACACGGCCUCCUCCUCCUCCCGGCACCGCGCCAUGUUGCUCUCCGCCGCCCUCCGCCAGCAGCACCAACAGCAGCAGCUUCAACAGCAGCACUUGUACCAGCAGCUACAGCAACCACACCAACAGCGACAGCCUCGUCAGCGGGGCGGAGAUGUGCCGGCGACUGCGGCCGCGGCAGCUCCCUCGCUGGGAGGCGCGCGCGGGCCCGGGGCCAGUCCUGAGGGCCCCACGGCGGCCUUUGCCAGCAGGGCGUUUGACGCGUACCUGACGGGCAACGUGCAUGGCCCGCUUGGUGAUGAUGGCGGUGACGGGUCGCGGCACGGCGGCGGAAUGCGCGACCACGGGCGGCUUCGGGAGCUGGGGGGCUCUGGGUCACCCGCCUCAGCCACGACCACCAGCAGCAGCAGUGACGACCCUAGCCCGGCGCGUGGGCGGCACCGGUGGCAGGGCAACGCGGCAGGACGGGAGGGCGGGGAGGCAAUGGAGAGGGAGCAGCAGGAGGCCCGGAUCCAGCACUCGCCGCAGAGUGGCGGGGACGUAAGCAGUGAUAAUGAGGCUGUAGUUACCUCUUCUCUGGAGUCCACUCCUCUCGCACUGCCACGGCUGACGCCCGCCGGCUCUGAGACAGCUCCUGACGCAACCGCCGCCACGCCUGCACCAGCGGGCGGUGCAGUGGGUCCUGCUGCUGCCGCCUCCACUGCUGCCGCCUCUGCUACUGCGGUCCGCGGCGUGGGUGCUCUGCCGUCCACAACUGCUGCACCCGCGCCUGCCGCUGGAAGUGGCGCCGGCACCGGCACCAACAAUGCCAUCGGCCCGGGCACCAGCGGCCCCGGUACCGGCGGCACCAGCGGCACUGCAGGGGGAAGCGGCCGCCUGGGUGCCAAGUUCCGGGAGCGCUACGGCACCAUGGCGGCCGCGAUGGGCCUGCGCACCGCGCCAGACCGCCGCAGCCGUGUCGGCGCGCAGUCCGCACCCGCCGGCCUGCGCGCGCAGCUGCGGCAGGCGGCUGCCGCAGCCCGGGCUGCAGCGGCCGCAGGGGCAGGGGCUGGCGGCCCCGGAGGCGGCGGAGCUGGGGGAGUAGCAGCUGGCGAGGGCGCGGCCCAACAGGCAGCGGCUCCGCCUGUCACUGGCGGCUUGGCUGUGCAGCUGCGCACCUCACCGGACCCAGGUGGGGGCGGCGGUGUUGGCGGCGGAAGCGGCCUGCAGGGCAAUAUGGCGAGGUUCAGCUGGCGUCGCGGCGGCGGCAUCCGUGGUAGUGCUGCAGGCAGCGGGCUGUCACACUCCGCCGCGCUGCCCUCUCCCUUUGUGUCAGUGGAAGCUGGCGGCGGCGGUGGCAGGGCCGGCGCUGACGACUUGCGGCGGUCCGGGGCGGGCGGUGCCGGAGGCGGUGGUGGCGCAGACCAGCAGGAGUAUGAGGGCAUGGUCAUCGGCGACUCCAGCGGCAGUGACGGCGGCGAGCGCGAAAGCGCUCUGGCCUCGCGGUUCUUUGGCGUGUUGGGCGGCGGCGUGGGAGGCGCAGCCGCCAUGACUGUCGUGGAGGAGGGACCGGAGGGCGAGGAGAUGCUGUGCGAGACAAACGUCAUGACGGGCGCCGCGGCAGAGGCUUUGCCUGCGGCAGGGGCAGCGGGUGGCGCAGGCACUGCCCCUGCAGUGGUGGCAUCGCAGCAAAGGGCCAACAGCGGCAGCGGGGGCGUGGGCGCCGGCAGGGUGCGCGGCGGUGCGGGCGUGGGACUGAGCGGCCAGCCUUCCGGUGGCGGAGGCGCGGGUGCAGCUGCAGUGCCUAACUUUGGCUCCCACGUUUCCUCCAUCGUCUCCACCCUUUCUUGGAGCUCCACCGGGACCAGCGGCGACGAUCCAGUCGCCAUUGCCGCGGCCGCGGCUGCGGCGGCUGCCGACGCGGCAGCAAACGCAGCGGCGGUGGCGGCGGCGCACGACACUGCAGCGGCAGCGGCGGCUGCCGCCGUUGCUCACCUCUCAGGCGAGAUGCCGCCGCCACUGCCUCAGUUGCCGCCGCACACAACAACACCGCAGCCGCGGCUGUCGCAGCUCCCAGUGCAAGCGCCCCAGCCAAGGGCAGUGCCUGCAUGUGCAUCCACCGUUGCAGCACCAGCGCUGCCUCUCGCUGCAACCUUUGCCAGGUGCUCAUCGGGGCGCGACCAGCCAGACACGCCGACCCUCGCGCCCAUGUUCAUGCCCUGCGCCCGAGGGCCGCCGAGGACCGCGGAAGCGCCGCGCGUGCUGCCGACAACUCCUCCUCCAGCGCAGCCGGCUGCUGCUGUCAGCACACUCACCGCUUCCGCAUCGUUGUCGGGCGGCUCGGGAUAUGGCACGUCGCCGUUUGCACGACCGCCCGGCGCCGUGCCCUCCCACCUGGCGGGCGAGGGCAGCGGCGCUAGCGCAGUCCUCAGCCACGAGGGCGGGACCGCAGGCGCAGUCAACCUCAACAGCAUGUGGUCAGGUGCCCUGGUGUCGCACCUCACCUUGACCUCCUCCCUGCCCAGCGGCGCCGCUUCCAGCACCGGCGGAUGCGGAGGUGGAGGCAGCGACGGAGGUGCCCACGUCCAACACCGCCGCGCUUCUGGCGGUCCGGUCCCCGUCCCCAUCCCAGCCCCAGCCGCUGGCGGUCGCGGUGGUGUGCUACUGUCGCCGAAGCGUGAUCGGUCCGCCUCGCCCGCAGCGACGUCCAGCCACCACCCCUUCCAGACCGAUAUGCGCGCACACGUUAACCUGCUGCAGUGGCAGCAACAGCAGCGGCAGCUGGCACGGCCGCUGCCCUUCGCGCCGCGUGCCUCUACGCUGCAGCAGGCCGGCGCAGCCGCCACGGCGACGCACUUGGCACUGAGCCCGUUUGCGCCGACACCGCCAGUGCUGGCUGCUGCCUCUGGCGUGAACGUGCCUGCAGCGGCGUCGGAGUCGGCUGCGUCGCCAGCGCUGACAGCGGCGGGUUCCGGGGCGGAGGCGGGCGGCGGCGUGCGCCGCUGCAGCGACAGCGAGGCACAAGGUCCCGACCUGGUGCCGCGAGGCCUGAGCAUGUGGUCCGGCACCGCCGUGUCCACCCUCUCGCCCACGCCCUCCAGCCACGACUUGGGCGCCGGCUCCGUCCUCACCAACAGCACCACUGUCAGCAACACGACUGCCGCGUACCCCAGCCUGCAGCCGCAACAGGCCUGGCUGCAGCAACCUGGGUACGAGCUUGGCUUACCGGAUGCCACCGCCAUCGCCAGCGCCACUGCCGUCCUGUCCACACCGACAAGGCCUGCGAUCGCGCCUGCGCCCAUUGCUACGCCCAGUCCCACGUCUCGUGCUGCACCGGCGUCCCCAGUCGCGGCGGCCUCUGGGACGCGUGGCACCGCCGCCGCGGGCCAACGUGCUGCCGCCGCCACAACGCACAGCAGCAGCCGCAGCGGCAGAGCGCAUCAAGCGCCAGUGGAGAUUGAUUGGACACUUCGCACUGCGCCUGUCGACACAGCAGCCCUAUGGGCGCUGGCGAAGGCGGCCGAGGAGCAGGGGGGCGAGCCGCAGAAGCCUGAGGGUGAGGGUGAACGCGUGGGCGAAGCUGACGACGACCAGCAGCCGCAGCAGCCGCAGCAGGGCCCGCACCGGCCCUCUGUGUCGGGUGCGGUGCGGGAGCUGCAGAAAGCGCUGUCCGCCAUCACUGAGUCCACCACCCUGCCCCCAAUGACGUCGGCGGCGCGAGCGCCCCUGCACCGCGCAGGCUCAAGCGGCGUCGCCAACACCGGCGCCGCCACGCCCAGCCUGUCGCACCUGCUUGCGGUCACUGGCGGCCGCGCGGUGCAGCGCCGCCGCGGCAACGACCUGCACCCAGGUGACCUGGGCCUUCCGCUACCGUCGGACGAGGCGGCGGCGGCGGCCGGUGCGGCGGCAGCGCUGCCGCGCACCACCUUCACCUUUGGCGAGCCCGGUGUGACGCGCGACCCGCUGCUGAACAGCCGGCGCCGGGCGUCGGUGCUGGUGGUGGUGGCAGCACGCAGCGCAUCGCUCGCGCUGGACUCGCGGCUGGGGCGCCGCGCAAACGGCGCAGCCGCCCGGCGCGUCGGCAGCGGCGGUGUGGUGCCCGACGGCGCUAGUGGGCGCGCGGCCGAGUUUGAGGCGGCGGCGGAUGAGGCGGCGGCGGCCGCGGGCAUGAGGGUCUCAGUGGCGCGGCAGGGCCGCGGCUGCAGCAUGCCAGAGCUCCUGCAGCACGAUAUGGACGGCGACACAGACACCGGGGCGAGCACUGCGGAGGCGCAGCGGGCUGACGACAGCGGCGGAAUUGGUGCUGUCGACAUACGUGCCGCCGCCGACGACGCACGUGCUCUUACGCGAGCCGCUACGACCGCUGUGUUUAUGGCCAGUGGCAACGUCGCGUCGCGCCGCUAUCGCCGCCGCUCAAGCUUGCAGGUCGGCGCCUCUGCCGGGUCCGGAGCGUCUGCCAGCACGUCCACUGCUGUCAGCCCGCGUGAGCGCGAUGUUGGUGCUGGAGCAAGGAGGGCCGGCGCAGAGGCGAGCGCAGGCGCAGGCGCAGGAGCAGAUGCCGAGCAGCCGGGUCCGGGUCCGUCACCACACGAUGAUGAGGCGAGGGCGCCAGCAGCGCCAGCAGCUGCUGCGGCAGUCGCAGUAGCACCCGGUGGAGGACACGCGCAGCGCAGCCCGGCGCCCACUGACGCACCGCCGCCACCUGAGGUAGAGGCCGCGGCCGGCGGCAGCAGGCGUGACAGCUUCACGGGUGGCGGCGGCUUCAGCGGCACCAGUGAAUAUGGGCUACAUGAGACCGACGACGAUGACGACGCGAUAGAUGAGCGGCUGCAUUUCAGCAGCGGCGAUAUGGCAAUGCAGUCGCCCUUCGCCGCCGCCGCCGCCGCUGCCCUAGCCUCUACGGACUCGUCGUACAGCCGGCGGCUGCAGGGCCGACCGCGGCAUAGCCACGUAAGCGGCCGCAUAAGCGGCUUGGGCGCGGGAGGCAACAUGUGGACGCCAUCGCGCUCGCCCAGCCCCUCCAUGCUCAGCCACUCGCCGUCGCCGCCGCCGCCGCAAGAGCAGCUGCUGCCGCAAGGCGAGGCCGCGGCGGCAGCGGCGCGCCAGUCCGCACAGCACCAUCCGGCAUCGCUGAUGCUGCAGCAGUCGAAGACCGAGCAGCCGCGUAUGGCUAGUCGGCUGACAGGAGAAGACUCACUGGUGGGCGCCGUUUGCGGGGGCCGACGAGGCGGCGGCAGUACAAUCCUGGGUGGUGCAGCUCCGCCGCCAUUCCUCUUCACGCUCACGUCAAGUGUGCCCGGCUCAGAGGUGGACAACCUGCUAGCCCUUGUGGGCAACGUCUUCCAGGUGCCGGUGGUGAUGGUGGCAGCGCACCUGCCCGGAACCAUCUUCGUCCGCAUCGACCAAGCCGCCGUCGCCGGCGCCGCAGCGGCCGCCGCUGCAGCUGCAACCACGGCGUGUGCAGCUAGCGCCACUGCUGCAGGCGCCAUCAGCAGCGAGCCCAUAGUGCCCGCCACCGCGGCGGCACGCAGGGCCGCAGCCGUUGCGGAGGCGGGCGCAGCCGCUGCAGCGGCCCUGGUUGCAGACCUGGAGUGGCAGAUGCGACUGGGCGCGUGGGCGGUGGGCAGCUGCUGCCUUGCAGGCGGCGGCGGAGCUGGCGGUGGUGGUGGUGGUGGUGCGGCGGGAGGCACGAACAUGGCGGCCACUGCCACCGCUGCCGCCGGCGGCUCCAGCCCGGGCGAUGAGGAGGGCGGGCUGGGGCUGCCUGACGAGGAUGAGGGUGUGGUGGUGGUGGAGGACACCGUGCAGGACACACGGCUGGCACGCGAGGCGUUUGUGCGCAUCCGGCCGCCCGUCCGGUUCGUGGUGGCCGCGGCCCUGGAGGACGACCGCCCCGCCGCAGCCGCAGCAGCUGUCUUCGCGGCGCCCGUUACUGGCAUGGCCGGCGGCGUUGACAGUGACGGCGACGGCGAUAGCCGCGCUGGCGCAGGUGCUUGUGACGUGGCGCUGCCUGGCGGGGGCUCCUUCUGGUGCGAUGCGGACGAGGGCGAUGGCGGCGGACGAUUGCUGGGCACAUUGUGCAUGGCAGAUUUCAAGCCCCGGUCCGCUGCCACGCUGGCUCCCGCCCUGCUGGCCAAUAUCCGGCAGCUGCUGCUGCGGCAGCUGAGCCGGGACGUGCGCCUGUACGACGAGCGCCAGAGGUCCCGGGCCGUUCUGUCGGAGCUGCUUCUGAGUCUGCAGCGGCUGCUGGACCGCCACAACCGCUGCCUGCUGCUGGUGGAGCUGGGGGCGGGGCCGGGCGGCAGGUGGCCGGUGCUGUACGCCAACCACGCCUGGACGUCGCUCACAGGCAUGCCACGCGAAGAGGUCGUGGGGCGGGACAUCAAAGAGCUCAUCACCACAGCCGCCGCCAGCUGGAGCACAACCACCUCGGCACCCACCGCUGAGACCGCGGCAGCAGCGCCCGGCCAGGCGCGGCGGACGGUCAGCACCGCCGAUGGCGGCGCCGGCGGUACAGUUGGCCGCACUUCACCUGUGUCAGCGCUGCCGCCUCGCCACCAUUCCCCCUGCACCCCGCGCCGCGGCAGCAGCACAGCCGCCAUUCUGUCCAACGCCGGCGCCGACCAGCCCAUUGACUGGGUCCGCUUCUCGGGCGCGUUCCAGGGCCUGCGGGACUUUGUGGUGGAGAACGCCCGCCUGCCCACUGCCGCGUCUGCAGCAGGGCUGGGGCCGAGCGGGGACGCGGCAGCAGGCGCAAUGGGUGCCGCGCAGCAGAGCGGGCUGCUGGCGACUCUGCGCUUCAGGUUUGUGGCUCGCGAGGUGGCUCAGGACAGCGGCCUGCUGCCCGCCUGCUGGCGGCCCCUGCUGGGAGCCAUACAGGAGCGCGGCUCAGGCCGGGCACUGCUGCUCAUCUGCCCUAGCCCGCCGCCGGGCGCGCCGUCGCCGCGGCACACGCGCCUUGUCACGGGCACGCUCGCGGCGGUGGAGGGCGGCGCAGUGGGAGGACCGGUGGCAGGUGCUCCCGCCGGCGGCGCGGCGGUGGUGGGCGGUGGCGGAACGUACCGGGCAACCCGGCCGGGCGGCAGGCAGGUACUGCUGACGCCGGUGCUGCCACCGCCGCCGCCUGCUGCAUCUACGGCGGCAACGGCAGGUGGUGGUGGUGGUGGUGGUGGCGCUGCAGGCGGCUUGCCGCCUUCUCGGACUGCAUCCGGCGGUAUUCCCCCCGCUGCUGCUGGGGGCGCCGGCGCAGUUGGCGGCAGGACCAGCCCUGUGCUGGGCGGCGGCGGCGGCGGAGCUGUAGCCGGAGCUGCAGCUGCAGGAGGCAGCGGGGGCCUAGGCAGUAGUGGGGGCCCUGUGCGGGGUCUGGAGCUGCGCCACGUGCUGGGGCGAGGUGGCUUCGGCGCGGUGCACUACGGGCUGUGGGAGGGGCUGCCCGUGGCGGUCAAGACCCUGGACAUCAGCCACUCCAAGUUCAGUGUGGCGGGGGCCAGUCUGGAGGCCGUCAUGGGCGCGGCACUGGACCACCCCAACAUCGUCAAGACACUGCUGCUGGUGGAGCGAGAGCGAGAGCCCGCCAGGCCCAGGACCGUGCAGAUGGCGCCAGUGGCGGCGGCGGCGGUGGUCCCAGCAGUGCGGCCAGUGGCGGCGGGCCCAGCAGUGGCGGCUUCACCGCCGCAGGCCCAAGCCGCAGAGGGCACCACGGCAGCGCUGCGGCCGGCAGUCUGGGCCGCUUCAGCGGAGAAGGAAGCAUCAGCGAGGCGUGCGCGUGCGCCUUCACCGCCGCGGCUGGACUUGAGCUCUGCAACGCCCACCAGUGGUGGUGGCGGCGGCGGCAGUCAUCAGGCGUCCGCUGUCCGCACCCCGCCGACCUUGGGCUCCGGCGCGGCAUUCGGCUCAACCGCCUUUAUGUCUCAGGGGCUCAUGUCGACCCUGCAGUCGAUGGGCACAGCAGCGGCGACCGAAGCGGUGCCGCUUCAAUCAGCCGGCGGCGGCGGUGGCGGCGCCGGUGGCGCACCGCCAUCGCACGCGCCGGCGCUGCAGGCCGAGCCGCGGCCGCGGCCGCCGCUCGCGCCCUCCUCCAGCAUCGGCCCUGCGCCGCAGCAGCCGCACACAGUCAUUCCGCUGUACGACAGGUUUGCGGGCUUCAGGACACUGCUGCGGGACCGCGACGGCAGCAUCGGCGCCGCAGGCGGCGUCUCCGGCCCGGCGGCGGAUGGAAGCUUUGGCGCUAACUUUUUCAUGCUGGGUGGCGUCGGCCCAGACGCCUCCGUUGGUGCCGUCGGCGACGUUACGGCGGGUGGUCUGGGCGCCAGCGUUGGGGCCGGCGACAGCGCCGUCGCUGGCCCUGGCGGCGGCGACGCCAGCGCCGGCGGCGGACCUUGGCGGCUUGCGGGCACACCUGCCUCGGGCACGGACGGCGGCAUCAACGGCGGCCGCCCGCUGCUUCUUAACGGCGGCGGCGGCAGUGGAGCUGGCGGUGGUAACACGGGCAGUGGUGGGUUCUUGCAGCAUGGCACGGGCAGCCAGCUUCGCACGAACGGCAGCGCUGCCACCCGUUACACCGACGUGACGGUGUUCAGCGGCGCGCACACCGGUGGCGGCGUGAGCACGGGCGCGCACACGGUGCACACCACCGACGGCGGCGUGGGCCGGUCCCUGCCGCCAGUGGCGGAGGGGCAGUCGCUGCACAUGCAGUCGUCGUCAGUGGGCAGCGGCGCGCUGGGCAGCGCCGCCGUCCGCAGCGGCCCCACGCGCACCGGCAGCAGCGCCACGCGGACCGCCAGCGGCCCUGGCGGCAGCGCCGCAGCGGGGCCGGCCCGAGGCUCCGGCGGCUUCUUCAGCUGCCCGGCUGCAAAUUGGAUGCCCUCCGGCGGCUCUGCACGCCGCCAGCCCGGUGGCGGCGACGGCAGCGGCCGCACGCGGAGCGCGCUGACGCCGGCACAGCCCUCCCCCGGGGGCUCCAACUCUGUGUCGCACCUGUUCACAGGCCUGCUCAACUGGCGGGGCCGCGCGCCGUCGCAUGCAGCGCUAACGGCUGCGGCGGCGGCGGCGGCGAUGACCGAGGAGCAUGACGUGGAGCUUGCAGACCAGGCGACGCCCAUGACGGCCCCGCCAGCGUUUCCGGUCGUGGACGUAGCCACGGUGUUCACGACCACCGCGGCGCCGUCGGCGCCACUCUCGCGGGGCCCCAGCGGCGCAGGCACUGGCGCGGCGGGCGCGCUGACCGGCGGGCCGGCGGGCGCUGCCGCCACCGCCUGCCCGCGCAUCCUGGAGGGCAGCAGCAACCUGACGCUGAGCGCGAGUGGCGGCGGCAGCAGCCUGGGCGGCAGCCGCGGCUGGACCAGCAUGACGUCGGCACAGAUCGCCGCCGCCAGCAAGCUGACGUCAGCGUCCGCGUACCGCCGCGGCGCGGGCAGCGGCGUACACACAGGCGGCGGCGGCCAAGGCGGCCGCGACGCCGGAGGCGGUGCAGGUGACGAUCAACACAGCGGCGUCCGGCAAGCGCAAGCGGCGUUCCCGUUGGCGGCGGCGCAAGUUGAUGCCGCCACGGGGGCGGCGGAGGGCGCAGCGGGAGCGAGCCCAGCGUCACCUUCAGGACUGGAUCCCCGGCUGGGCCACCCACCGCACCUCCAGUUGCUCCAGCAGUUGAACAAGCAGCGUGUCCAAAACGGCGAAGGCUGCAGCGGUCCCGGCGGCGCCGCCGGCUGGCUGCGCCGCCUGCCCUCGCGGCGGCCCUCCGCCAAUGUUGGACCCGGGUUCGGCGGCGGCGUGGGUCCGACGACGCGUGGCGAAGGCGGUGACAGCAGCGGCUGGGUAGGCGCCGGAGUCGGCGGCGGCGACGGCUCGGUUGGCGGCCACGACGGCGGCGACAACCCUGUGAGUCAGGCGCUGCGCACGCUGGCAGCGCGGCGGCGCGGCAGUGGCAGCUCACGUGACCUGGCGUCUGCGCUGGCACCGGUGCCAGCCCCGGCGCCGGCACCAGCGGGAGCUCAGGCUCCGUCGUCGGCACCGCAGGUUCUUGCUGCCGCCGGUGCUCCGGGCGUCCACACGAGCAGGACUGGAGCUGGAUUUGCCGAUACGCAGGUAUCGCAAGCUAGGGGUGCGCCGUCUUGGCCUGCUGGCUCUACUGCAAUGCUCGGUCUUCCAGCAGCAACAGCACCUGCCACAGCCUCCCUAACGGCUCCUGCGGCUGCAGCAAGCGCAGCAGACGCAGCAGACGCAGCGGCUGCAGCAACACAGGUGGCAGAGGCUCAGGCAGCGGCGGCGGAGGCGGCGGCCCAGGGCUCCACCCGCAGCUCUGCCAACUUCUCAAACUACGACAGCGACAGCGACCUCAUGGCUCCCGCGCUGGACAGUCCGCGCACGGCCGCGCGCAAGGAGCGACAGGCCAAACGCGCGGCAGCGGCGGCCGAUGCAGCGAAGGCUGUUGCCGCUGCCGCGGCGGCACGGGAUGCCUCCAUGGGAACACACCACCUCCCGCUCGCGAACAUUCUGUCUAGUGGUGGCGUUGGCGGUGGUGGUGGUGGUGGUGGCGGCGGAUUUGCGGGCGGCAGUGCCGGCGGCACGUCAUCCGCUGCGGUCACGGGCACGACUGGCGGUGGCGGCGCCGAGAGGAGCAUGUGGCCUUCAGGCGGCGGCGGUGUGAUGGGUGGCAUGCUGCCGCCUUCGGGCCCAGCACUGUUCGGGAUGCCGCUGCCGGGCGGUGGCAUGGCGGGCGGCAAUUCGCCGGACGAGAUCUGGAUUGUAAUGGAAUACUGCGACCUAGGCACGCUGCAGACGGCGCUGGAGAAGGGCCUCUUCGCACAGCCGCCCGACCCCGCCAGCCCCAUCCACCCCAGCGGCGGCCCCGCAGCGGCGGCCGCUGCCGCCACCGCGGCGGCCGUCGGCGGCCGACGCAGCUCUUUCGCCAUCUUCUCCGCGCCCGUCUCCGGCACCGGCCUUGCCGGCGGCCCCGACGACGGCGCUGAUGGUGCCGGGGGCGGCGUGGUCGGAGGCGGCGGCCCUCUGGGGGGCCCUCUGGGGGCCCCUCUGGGCGGCGGCCUGGGUGGCGGUCUGGACACGCGCAUGCUGAGUGUGCAGAUGCGGCCGCGGGAUGUGGAUCUGCGAGCGCUGGUGGCCACUGCGCUAGAGGUGGCAAGCGCGCUGAGGUACCUGCACGCGCUGGGCAUCAUGCACGGCGACGUGACCGGCCACAACGUGAUGCUGGUGUCUCAGGACCGGGCCAGCCUGCCCUACAACCUGUCGUACCGCUCCCGCUGCAGCUCCGCCAUACUCACCGGCUCGCCGCGCAGCGGCACAGGCGGCCUCGGCACCGGAGCCUUCGCCGGCGGCUGGACCGCGGCUGCUGGCGGGACCGGCAGCACUGCUGCUGGCACCGGCGGCGGCGGUGUCGCCGGCGCGCUGCUGUCGGGCAGCCUGCGCGCUCCAGCCAGCGAGGGUGGCGCGGAUGGAGGCGGCGGCACAGGCGCCAUUACUCCUGCUGCUGCAGCAGCUGCAGUGCCGGGUACGCGGCACAUCUGCCACGCACUCGGGCUCAGUGGUGGCGGAGGCAACGCCAGCGCGCUGCACAGCGGCCACAGCGGUCACAGCGGUAUCGGCACCGCCGCCGGCGCUGGCUGUGGCGGUGGCGCCGUGCGUCCUUCGUCGGCCUACGCCAUGCCAGCCCCAGCGCGGAUGGACAGUAACGCCAGCAGUGGCCUGCCCAGCGGCGGGGUAAUGCAGGGCGGUGCAGAUGCAGUUGGUGGAGGCACGGCAGGCAGCGGUACGCACCUGGCUGCGGCGGCUGCGGCGGCGAUGCCUAGCCCGCAGGCCAGUGUGGCGGCGUCGUCCAACACCUCUUGGCUGCCGCCGGUUGCGCCUGUAUCGGUGUGCCGCAACUGCGGCCGCAGCUUCGUUGCAAAGCUGGCGGACUUUGGGCUCAGCCGCAUGCUGACCGCGCAGAGCCGCAUCCGCACCCGCAGCUUCGGCAUGAUCACGUUCAUGCCGCCUGAGGUCCUGGUAUCGGGCAUGGUCAGCCAGGCCACGGACGUGUAUUCCUUCGGAGUGCUGCUGUGGCAGAUGUACACGGGCCAGCGGCCCUGGAGCGGCAUGAACACGGGUCAGAUCGUGUACCACGUGGGCAUGAAGGCCGCGCAGCUGCCCUUCCCGCCCGCCAGCCCGCCGCAGCUGGUGGCGCUCAGCCGAGCCUGCACACAUCCCGACCCGCGCCAGCGCUGCAGCUUCACGCGCGUGAAUGAAGAGCUGGUGGCGUGGGCGCAGCAGCUGGGGCUGGAGCUAACGGAGGCGGCGCUCCCUGCAGCGCCGGCAGUAGCAGCAGCAGCACCCGCAUCUGCGUCAGCCGUUGGCAGUGGUGCGGCGGGAGCGGGUCGCGCGCCGCAGCGCCAGUAGAGCAGGCUGACAGGCGGUGGGGUUGGUUGAAGUGGGUUAGCUGAGUGUGGCCCUAGAAGGAAAGGAGUACUAUAGUAGGGCAAUGUCUGCAUGAGUACCUGCGAAGGAAUUGCUGAAGCUGAACCUGAAUGUGGGGAUGGUUUUAUAAAUGCAGCUCCAGCAUAAAAGCAACAUGCUGUAGCUUGGGUCAGUGCGCUGGCUGGGGAGCACUGUGACGGUGUGGGGCGUACGCCACGUUAGCUUUCUUCACAAUCGGAUGUGCGUUUCAAUGAUGUCUUCACGAUGAUGUGACAACGGGGGCGUGCAAUAAGUUGGGCCGGGUGGGCAGCCCAGGUGCGACUAUAAAGCGGUAAGCGGGCGUGGAACGCAUUGAUUGGGCAGUUGUGAAGCCCUCCUGUUAGCCUUGGUUGUGGCAGAUGCGGGUAGAUUAUCAGGGGUGUGCAUUGUCGUAAUUGGAUUUAAUUGUGUCGUAAAGUGUUCAGUCUGGUCCAGGGCCCUGUGGUUGCGCCGCAGCAUGCUAGCAGGUGACGUGGUCAGCCUUUAACACGAGACUUGUGCACCGUGCUUGGUCCCUUGAAUCCCACGACCUGCAGACCUUGCGCGUGGAAAAGGGAAGAAGAAAGAAAGCAAGUCCCACACAGGCUUAAGUUACGCUGGUGAGGUGUACACAAGUUGCGCGCCGGUAAACGUACGACAGGUCCUCCACCUCCACAACUGCGUCCAAAAGAUGGUACAUUCGGGGACGGAGGCCAGAAUUGAUUGAACCCAGGUUACGAGAGGGGGGUACCAGGGUUGUAGACCACUUCGUGGCGCGGUUCGCAACCUACGAAAUGCACACGCGAGCUGCUGCUGUGAGUAUGCAGGGAGUGUUGCACCGAAUACUUAUGCUUUUGGACACAGUCAAAAAGCCGGUUUGAGGACGCCAAUGGGGAGCGAGUACGACUGCCCUGAGCGUGGGUGUUGCGUGAGAGCUAGUUGUCUGGGCUUCAUAUUAAGAUCUUUACUUAGGCAACGUGUGCGUUGUACCAGGCCUAGCAGUCCUCAAUGGGACAAACUUUGUUUGGCCCGAGAGCAGAGGCGCGUGUGCCUGAGGCUUCUGAAGUAGAGAUUUACUUGGCCACACUUGGGCGUAGUGAGGCCUAGCGGUUCCCAGGGGGACAAGCCUCGUCUGGCCCCAGGGCAGAGGCGCUCGGCGGCGCUCUUCGUUCUAAAUCCAGCAAUGUGAUCGGCCUGGACCGCGGUUUUGAAACGGAGCGAGUGGAUGAAUGGUAGGUGUGGCUCAUUUCUUUUGGCUGGAGUUCGUGCGGGGAAGGAGACCGGUGACCAGGGUGUAACACGGCGGCGCGGGGUUGAGCAGGUAUAGAUGUGUGGGGUGCACUUGCAACGGACAAGCACAGAGGACGAUGCAGAUGACCGCCGGGAUCGGGCAGUGAAGUCCCGCGGGGUUGCAAGCAACAUGGCAGGCGUGCGAGCGGUCCAUUGCGGCAUUAAAUUAUGCUUUUGGACACAGUCAAAAAGCCGGUUUGAGGACGCCAAUGGGGAGCGAGUACGACUGCCCUGAGCGUGGGUGUUGCGUGAGAGCUAGUUGUCUGGGCUUCAUAUUAAGAUCUUUACUUAGGCAACGUGUGCGUUGUACCAGGCCUAGCAGUCCUCAAUGGGACAAACUUUGUUUGGCCCGAGAGCAGAGGCGCGUGUGCCUGAGGCUUCUGAAGUAGAGAUUUACUUGGCCACACUUGGGCGUAGUGAGGCCUAGCGGUUCCCAGGGGGACAAGCCUCGUCUGGCCCCAGGGCAGAGGCGCUCGGCGGCGCUCUUCGUUUUCCCGCCCACCCUCCCUGCGAAGAGCGCGUAUCGGAGUGAAGAGGAUUCCCACCGGGGGGUGUGGCCUCUGCAUGCGCCGGUUGCGGGCUGCAGAACGCGCCGCCCGACAGGCUCGGGCGGCGGCGGCACUUCCCCCAAUCAUUGUUGGCACCCUCCCGGUGCGGCAGAAUGGUAGGUGUGGCUCAUUUCUUUUGGCUGGAGUUCGUGCGGGGAAGGAGACCGGUGACCAGGGUGUAACACGGCGGCGCGGGGUUGAGCAGGUAUAGAUGUGUGGGGUGCACUUGCAACGGACAAGCACAGAGGACGAUGCAGAUGACCGCCGGGAUCGGGCAGUGAAGUCCCGCGGGGUUGCAAGCAACAUGGCAGGCGUGCGAGCGGUCCAUUGCGGCAUUAAAUUACAAAUUCCAGA